AUGUCUUACGACUAUCUCUUCAAGUACAUCAUCAUCGGCGACACAGGUGUAGGAAAAUCAUGCUUGCUCUUGCAAUUCACGGACAAGAGGUUCCAGCCUGUGCAUGAUCUCACCAUUGGCGUCGAGUUCGGCGCCCGAAUGGUCACCAUCGACGGUCGUCCUGUCAAGCUCCAGAUUUGGGACACCGCUGGGCAAGAAUCUUUCAGAUCCAUCACUAGAUCUUACUACAGAGGAGCAGCUGGAGCACUUCUGGUUUAUGACAUAACCAGGAGAGAGACUUUUAAUCAUCUCGCAAGUUGGCUGGAGGAUGCCCGGCAGCAUGCGAAUCCCAACAUGACAAUCAUGCUCAUAGGGAACAAGUCUGACCUUGCUCAUAGAAGGGCUGUCAGUAAAGAGGAAGGAGAGCAAUUUGCAAAGGAGAAUGGGCUUUUAUUCUUGGAGGCAUCUGCAAGAACGGCUCAAAACGUUGAGGAGGCCUUCAUAAAGACUGCUGCAAAGAUUCUUCAGAAUAUUCAGGACGGCGUGUUUGAUGUGUCUAAUGAGUCAUCUGGCAUCAAGGUUGGAUAUGGACGACCCCAAGGUCCAUCAGGUUCGAAUGGAGCUGUUGCUCAGAGAGGCGGAUGUUGCAGCUAA
This is a messenger RNA of Prunus armeniaca (apricot), 633 nucleotides long. Lineage: Eukaryota; Viridiplantae; Streptophyta; Magnoliopsida; Rosales; Rosaceae. The record is from the annotation of a GenBank genome assembly.